Molecule: messenger RNA, 545 nt
Organism: Naegleria lovaniensis
Lineage: Eukaryota; Heterolobosea; Eutetramitea; Acrasida; Naegleriidae
Exons: 1
Source: RefSeq, a predicted model, not a curated record
GUAAGAAGCAAAAGAAGGAUGUAUAUGAUUCUAGACCUGCAGACACAACAGCAAGAGGCUUGAAAUCAACAACUACUUCACUUGAAGCUGUCCAAAACUUUGUAUCUAACAUUCAAAACGAAGAAAGACAGCAGGUGGCUACUUAUUUGGAAGGAUCUUAUGAUGAGGACGAGGACGAGGAUUAUGAAGAAGGAGAUGAUGAUGAUAAUGAUGGACAAGAUGAGGAUUUUGAUGAAGACGAGGAUCUUGAAGAAGACUUACUUGAUGAUGCGGGGAAUAACCAAGAGGAAAAAGAGAAAGUCAACUCAACAAAUAGCAGCCAGCACAACUUACCUCAUACUGCAACACAAUUUCAACCAAGCAAAAUAGAUUCUCCGACAACACCAUCCAACAGUGCACUUGCAUCUGAAACACCUAAGAAGCCACGUACUGUUAUAGGCGAACGAAAGUCGCUGAUUUUGUCAGGCGAAAAAAAUUGCCUGUCUGGACCACCCGCUUCUCAUGGACCCGCAACCCUCUUCGCAAAGUUGACGCUUUUGCGUUAA